AUGAAUGCUGUCAACGGACUAGCCUACACAGUAAGCCUCAGAUCACGCAGUCCCGGGCCUCCGAAAAUUCCCAAGACUCUCCAAGACCACUUUACAAUGCUUCCAAGACCUAAGCCUCCACGACAAGAAACCCAAACGGGCCCAAGUAGCUACUGCUGGCAUGUUCCCUCGCUUGCUCUCAUCUCAAGCACCUCCGCGACACGGGGUGUUUGGGUGUCGCCUAGCCUCAGACAUCAGACAAGACCACCUCGAGAAACAGGAACACGGCACCACGACCAGAGGAAGAAGCGGCACGCACUAGACCGAGCCAAAGAAGAAGGCUAA
This is a messenger RNA of Colletotrichum costaricense, 324 nucleotides long. RefSeq lists its product as uncharacterized. The record is from RefSeq and is a predicted model, not a curated record. Bases 1 to 324 code for a protein of 107 amino acids. Lineage: Eukaryota; Fungi; Ascomycota; Sordariomycetes; Glomerellales; Glomerellaceae. The transcript has a single exon.